CUUGACGCUUGGUUCAGUCGACAUCAAACCCGACACCUCAGCACUAUGGUCGUCGGUGUUGAUAUGCUCUUGAAUGCGACUGUGAACGUCACCGUGAAUGGGGUGGUGAUGGCGAUGACAUGGCAAGAACUCACCAAGGCCUUGUCCUCGUCGACUGAAAGCGUCGCGGCCACGACCAUCGCCACCGCGCUCGACCUGUUUUGGCUUCUCUUUGGGGGCAUGAUGAUCUUCUUCAUGAUCUUGGGCUUUGCGUUGCUCGAAAUAGGGUGCUGCCACGUCAAAAACACCAAACACAUUCUGUUUCGCAACCUCAUGGACCUAUGCAUCACGGGGGUCACAUUUUACGCGGUUGGGUACGGCAUUGCCUUCUCGGACGGCGACGCGUUCAUUGGGCACUCGCGGUUCUUCCUCCAAGGACCGCAGUUCCAAACCGACGACAUCGCGACCUUCAACGGCCGCCACUACGCCGACUGGUUCUUCCAGUGGGCUGUGGCGGCGGUCUGCGUGACCAUCUUCUCGGGCGCGGUCGCUGAACGCAUCACUUUGCACGCGUACUUUUUGUACUCGUUGCUCAUGGGUGCCUUCUUUUACCCCGUGGCGGCACACUGGAUUUGGUCCACCACUGGGUGGGCCAGCGUGCUCGCGCCCAAGUCGGCGCUUCUCUUUGGCGUCGGCGCCAUUGACUUCGCCGGCUGCGGCUGCAUCCACAUGGUGGGGGGCAUGUCCGCGUUGGUGGGGUGUCUCGUCGUUGGCCCCCGCACCGGUCGGUUCAAAUCGGAUGGUGCCGCCAAUGAAAUGCCAAAGCAGUCGGUCAUGUACCAAUGCAUGGGCACGUUGGUGCUGUGGUUUGGCUGGUACGGGUUCAACUGCGUGUCGACGCUCAGUCUGUCGGGCACGAUGGGGCACGUCAUGGCCAAGGUCGCGGUGAACCUGACGCUGGCGGCGUGCACGGGGGGGAUCUUGACGGUGUUGUUGGACAAGCUGGUCGGGUCCAAGUCGUGGGAUCCGUGCAUGGGCAACAACGGGAUUUUGGCCGGUUGUGUGUCCAUCACUGGCAGCUGCUCCGUGAUCGAGCCGGAAGGCGCGGUCGCGCUAGGGGCGAUCGCCGCCGUGUUGUACCUAGCACUGUCCAAACUCGUAGUCAAGUGCGGCAUCGACGACGUCGUCGACGCCAUCCCCGUGCACUUGGGCUGCGGCACUUUAGGUGCCCUGGCGCCCGGCUUGUUUGCGUCGUCCAAGGGCGUGGCGAUGUAUGUUGGCACGGGAUCGUGCGGCAUCUUUUACAAGUGCAACGGACUGCAAGGCAGCCAAUUGGCCGCUCAAGUCGUGUAUGUGCUGGCAAUUCUGGCGUGGGUUGGCGCGUUUUGCACGGCGCUGUUUGUGUCCCUGAAGAAGCUGCACUUGCUGCGGCCAGAUACCACAGUUGAAGUGGUGGGCUUGGAUGUCAUGGAACAUGGGGGCCCAGCGUACGACGACGGCAAGGACACCCACGUCACGCAAACCAAGGUACAACCGACGAACUACCCCACCAAAGAAGCGAAGGCGGAGUCUGUCAAGACCCGUGAAAUCAUUGACGACGACGACGACGACUUGCACGAGACUCGCACCAUGGCAACUACGUCGCCAAAACCCACGGACACCAUCGACAUUGACGUUCGUAGCACCGACGAAGUGCUGCCUGGCACGUCUUUUGACUAGAAAGCUGAAUCGUUUUGGUCAUUCUCAAAUAUAUAUAUAUAUAUACAUACCUUCAUAAAUAAUACACAUACCUCCUU
This is a messenger RNA of Aphanomyces astaci, 1775 nucleotides long. RefSeq lists its product as hypothetical. The record is from RefSeq and is a predicted model, not a curated record. Gene Ontology annotation, biological process: ammonium transmembrane transport; ammonium homeostasis. Bases 46 to 1698 code for a protein of 550 amino acids. Lineage: Eukaryota; Oomycota; Saprolegniomycetes; Saprolegniales; Verrucalvaceae. Gene Ontology annotation, molecular function: ammonium channel activity. Gene Ontology annotation, cellular component: membrane. The transcript has a single exon.